UUUCAAAUGGGGUCUCAUGUUUGUAGGUUUUAAUAAAAAUGGUUUGGGGCAUAAUGUUCUCCAAAAAAUAUACAGACUUCACAGCUACCAAGUAGUUCAUAUUAAGAUGGAAACACAGCCAUGUGAUCCUUCAAAUUCUUAUGUCACUUGCCAACCCAACCAUAUUUGCUUCCAUACAUUUCUUUCCACAUUCUACACACCCUUUCAAUUUUCAUCUGUAUAUAUAUAUAUAUACACACACACAUAUAUUAUCCCAUAAACAAAUCAACUCCUCAUCACCAUCUUAAGCUAAAUCUUUUUCUUCCAGUCAACUUUCAACUUCAAGCUCUUUUUGAAAAGUGAUAAUUCAGAUUUUGAAACAUAUGGCUAUCCGAUUGCCUAGUAUUAUGCAUGCUAAGCAGAUCCUCCGACGAGGAAGUCUUUUCGCAAACCGAUCAGCUUCAACAUCUGCCGUAGGUGUUCCAAAAGGCUUCUUAGCAGUGUAUGUUGGAGAGAGUGAAAAGAAGAGAUACAUGGUUCCAAUUUCAUUCUUGAGUAAGCCUUCAUUCCAAGAGUUGCUAAGUAAGGCAGAGGAAGAGUUUGGAUUCGACCAUCCAAUGGGUGGACUCACAAUCCCUUGCAGAGAAGAAAUCUUCAUCAAUCUUACUUCUAGAUUAAAUGACAUGUGAUCUGUGAUACAAAUUGUGAAUAGAAAUUGUAAAUAGAAAUGACAAGAAAUCUUCCAACUUGUAUGACCAGUUGAGGAAAUUGUAAAUAGAAAUUGUUGACACUCUACAAUUAGCAACAUCAAAUGUAAGGUGUUCCUCUUUAGAUUCUGAAAUUACUUUCAGUCCAUUACCUUUCUUUUCCUGCCGUUUUAAUUUGUUUAUCAUACACCAAAAUGACAAUAAA
Messenger RNA from Prunus avium (sweet cherry), 891 nucleotides. Lineage: Eukaryota; Viridiplantae; Streptophyta; Magnoliopsida; Rosales; Rosaceae. The record is from RefSeq and is a predicted model, not a curated record.